AUGGGUUGGCCAUUCAGUCGCCGCUCCAAAUUAAAGAAACAACUCGCUGCCGAGUCCCGUCAGAACGAGGCUGAACGAGAGCUUUAUCGGGGGCCUCAGCAAGCCCCGUCCGAACGAUACGAUCAAAACACUACCAAUAUCGAAAAGCCCUAUACGAACAUCAUCAACUUUGACAAAGAUUGCAAGAAUGGAACGGGCGCCAUCGCCAUUGACUUCGAACGAGAUCUGAACAUUAUUGUCAGGUUCAAUGAACACAGGAACGAGCGCCAGCCAUCGCACCGCAUCUACAGGACCACCGAGCACAACCGCCUCCAUGAGAUUGGUGUUUUGUGGGAAAGGACAAGCUUACGAGGGGUAGCUUAUUAUGGCGUGGAUAUGCAGGUGUUCAAUGAUAGCUUCAAGGGGUAUCUCUGGCCCGAUAAUGGUAGCAGGACUGUCUGGAAGAUUAUACGGAGCUAG
Arthroderma uncinatum is the source of this 459-nucleotide messenger RNA. RefSeq lists its product as uncharacterized. The transcript has a single exon. The record is from RefSeq and is a predicted model, not a curated record. NCBI's taxonomy places the organism in Eukaryota, Fungi, Ascomycota, Eurotiomycetes, Onygenales, Arthrodermataceae. Bases 1 to 459 code for a protein of 152 amino acids.